Messenger RNA from Sarcophilus harrisii (Tasmanian devil), 2787 nucleotides. RefSeq names its product coiled-coil domain containing 178 (gene CCDC178). NCBI's taxonomy places the organism in Eukaryota, Metazoa, Chordata, Mammalia, Dasyuromorphia, Dasyuridae. The transcript is spliced from 22 exons. The record is from RefSeq and is a predicted model, not a curated record. Bases 152 to 2782 code for a protein of 876 amino acids.
UCUGUAGGGUUGGGGAGGCGGCAGGCAGGAGCCACAGCCGCCUCCCCGGAACUGGCAGGGCCAGGUAGGCAGGCUGGGUUUGGCAGCACUGCUUGCGAGGAGAGUUGGAGACUGAGUGGAGCCUGUGGGUUUCAAAAAACUUCGAGUAAAAAUGUCUGACAAAAUAUCAUAUUACAAGUUUAAGAACCUAAGACCAAGCCAGAUGCUUUUACAAGCCUUAGCCCUAAUUCAGCAAAAUGAGGACAUCGAGGAGGCACUUAGACAAAUACGAAUUCUUUCCAGAAACCGCGGUAAGAAGACAACAGUUGAGCUGUUGAAAUUAUUGACUGCUUACUGUGAUGAAAAAUUUGACCUAGACAAGGAGUUGAAGGAAUUAGAAACUAUUCCACCAAAAAAACAUGAUGAUUUUCUCUUGGGCUACCCUACGCGUCGAAUAAGUUGUGCUGUGGUAAAUACACCAUCACCAUGUGUCAACAAAACCGUUGGUCACAUUGAAGAUUUGGAAAUAAAGAUAGAAGAAUGCUUUCAUCAGUUUGAGUGUCUCCUUCGGGAAAGGUUUGAAAGCCCAAUUAAGGUGCAAGAAAUUGAAGGAUAUAUAUUCCCCAAGCCUUCAGAUUUUCAUGCAAGAUUCUUCACAAAAGAAGAUGGAAAUUUAAAGCAUCAAACAGUGACUGUGCUAGCAGAUGCUAUUCACUUGAUCAGGACCCUUGAAACUGACCGUAAAGAUGCUGCAGAUGCUUUAAUAGAACAAAGAUUAAGGAAGAGACUUAUUUGCAGUAAAAUUGAUGGUUUGUCAUUUUGGAGGCUUCAAAAACUUCCUUUUGCUGUGCAGCAAGAACAUGAGACUUGUUCAUCAGAAAUCCUGGAAUUACAGGGGAAUCUUGAGAAGGAAAUGCAGAAGUUAAAGAAGCUUAAGAAUCUAGUGUCCAAGGAGGAAGCAACUACUAUGACACUUAAAAGAGAUGUACAAUUCAUGAAGGAACAUAAGCCCCUGCUGGAAGAAAAGCUGUUUGUAGAAACAGAAAUCUUGAGGAAGUUAUAUGAGAAAAGAGAUGAGGCAUUAGCAUCAUGCCAGGCAGUUCGGGAUGCACUGGACCAGAUUUUGUUUCAGUAUCAAUUAACCAUUAGAAUGUCUAAAAAAGAAAAAGAAAGAAUGGUCAGAGAUCUAAAAGUAGCUGAAGAAAACUUAGAUCGCACUGAGAAAGACUUAAAGAAUACACAGCAGGUUUUUAAGCACUAUUGUACAGAAGUAGAAAAAGUUAAGAAGAGCCUUGAUUUGCAAAAAGAAGAAUUACAUUUCUUGCGUAAAAAUAGACAGGAAACAAGAACUAAAGUCAAUGAAUUAACAACUAAACUAAUUGAGUUGAAAAAAGUAGUAUAUCUUAAUUCCGAGAAGAUUAAAAAGUUAGAAGAGGAAUGUGAAACUUCAUUGAAUGAAUAUCAGGAUGCAAAAAAAUUAUGGACCAGUGAAAUCCGAAAGCUACAGAAUGAAUUUGCAAUAGUCUUCAGAAAAGCAGAUUCACUAAUGAAAAAAAAUAAAUUAAUUGAGAAAGAAAAUCAAGCUGCAGUACAGAAAAUCAGAAAUAGUAUAAGCAAAAAAAGAGACCAUAUCAUGAACGUCCAUGAAUUAAAGAUACUAAAAAGUCAAUAUGAUGAGACAUUCGAAAAAUUGUUAAGAGACAUUGCUCAUGUGACUAAUAUUUACAAUAUAACCAAAGUGAAAACAGAUGAAUGGGAACAAAGAUUAAUGGAAGAAAGAAAAAAAUUCAUGCUCCUGGAAGCAUACUUUAAAAAGUUAAUCCGAGAUCAAACAGGACUUGCAAUAAUGAUUAAGAAUCGAAUGGAAACAGUCAUGGCAGAACAUGAAGAACAGAAAAGAUACAUGGAAGUAAAGAAAGAGGACGCUUUACAGGCAUUGUCUGAGAUGGAAGCACCUUUUCAAGAACUAUUAGAAGAAGUUGCAAGAGUCAAAGAGUUGAAAGAUGAACAAAUUGAGACAAUUCAAGCUUUGGAAGUGCACAAAGAAGAAGUUGUAAGACGGCGGACCCAAAUACAAAUGGAGUAUGUUCAGAGAAAAUCGGAAAUGUUGGAAGCAAUAGUGACCUCAAAGAAAAGACGUGUCACUCUUGCCAAGGAAAUUGAACUAGCCAAAACUACAAUUGUCACUCUGACUAAGGAAAUAAAACAUACAAAAGAAGAGCUUGAGACAAAAAGGGACGAGAAGAUAUUUCUCGAUGAAAAACUUGGCAAAUUGAGGGAAAUCUAUGAAUUUGCAAAAUAUAACAGGAGCAAUUAUAAGGAACUGUUUGAUAUGCUCAUUGAUGAACUGAAGAUUUUAGAAGUCAGAAUGAGCCAGGAAAGAAAAGCAUUAGAUAAUUCCCUAAUGUCAAGAAAAGAAAUUCUGCAGACGAAAACUAUUAAAUAUCACAUUUCCCUGGACGAAAACCUGCGCUUGGCUCAAGAAUAUCAGCAAGCUCUGAAACAUUUCUUACAAGUAAAGGACUGGUAUUUGGAUGAAUUCCAUAAAAAGAUGUCAGCUAAAGCUGCUGUUAGAGAUGGGCUACAGCUCCUUCUGCUGCAAGAAAGGAUGCAUUUUUCAUUGGUGGAGUACUUCAUACUGCGAACCCUCUUUAGCAAGUUAGAGCUGGAAAUGACCCAGCGAAGAGCUCAUGGGAAUAUUUGUAGAAUAAUACUUUUGGAGAGGAAGGCUGACACACUAGUUCAGCGCAUCAUAGAUUUCAUGCAAUCUUUGUCAGAUGGCUCUUGGAAAACUGAAGGCUAAGCAAA